Tetranychus urticae (two-spotted spider mite) is the source of this 6182-nucleotide messenger RNA. NCBI's taxonomy places the organism in Eukaryota, Metazoa, Arthropoda, Arachnida, Trombidiformes, Tetranychidae. The record is from RefSeq and is a predicted model, not a curated record.
AAUUAUAAUCAUAUUAAUACUUAGUGCUGGAAUGAAAAAAGGGAAAACUAGAAGUUUAUGAAGUCAAAGAGAGACAGAGAAUCUCUUUCUGAAUCUCUAUGGAACCAAAAGUCUGCUUGGAUCUGAGCAUCUUCCAAGUUUGAGCUGAAUAACGGAUCGAUAAACCAUAAACCGAUGAAAUUUGUAUUCUUUCUCUUUCUCUUUUCUACAUUCAGUCAUCUUUAAUCAUGCCUUUCUUUCUCUGUCUUACUCUUUCAUGAUUUUAGCUGAUUUUUACCAAUCACUCAGCGAUUCAACUCAAAACCUGUGAACCAUCUUACUUGGACAUUGUAUACAAACACUGUCAUUGCUUUUACCAAGAGUCAAAAACCGUUUCCUUUUUAUUUGUUUUAUUUCAAAUUAUUUUCGUGUUUAAAGGAUAAUUCAAACAGUGAAUCAACCAUGUUAGGAUUAAAAAGUGACAUUUUUACAUUUUAAUUGGUGACCAAUCAAUACAAAAUUGAAGUCAGCUUCGUUUAAGAGCUCAAUUCACUCUUAUAGUUUCUCUCUUUUGGUUUCGUGGUUAAAAAUAUUUCUUCUCAUUUGGCUUUCAACAUUGGCUUCCAUUGCAGUGUUUUGCUUGCUUUGUCUGUGGUAUGCUCAUCCUAAAGUAAAUUUUUCGAUAAAAAUGGUGUACAAAAUUGCAUUUUUAUCUGAUUAGUUGAUUAAUUAACCUAGUGAUCUCGCUAUUAUAUUUAAUGUAUCUACCUUCAUCGAUUUUUCAACCUAUUUGUUUGCCUAUUGAUGGCCCUAAAGAUGCUGACAACAAGUGAUGAACCAGCAUCUAAAGGUUUAUUAUACCUCGAGAAUUGUUUCUUGCCAUCAAUUGUAACUAACAACUAUCAGGAGACUGGUGGUCAUCGGAAUAGCCUACCAAUGAACCAAGAAACAUGGAUUGUUACAAUUUCAAACAAUUUUUAUAAAGCCAAUUAACUCAAUCAACUCUCCUGUUAUACACCAAUAUUUUACAUUGUUUAUUUAUUUACAUUUAUUUACUAACAUUGUUUUGUUUUUGAUGAAUUGGUUUUAGGGAAAACAAAGAAACCAAUCAUUCAAAAAAGGAGACAACCCAAUAAAGUGAAAGUUACCUGAAAAUGUAUAUCAAUAGGAUUGGACAGGCCAUUCAAAAGAUUCAAUUACCUAUCCGUUUCAUCCUGUUGAUGAGACAUUGUCUCAGUAACUAGCCUGCUGUAUUUAUUGUUGACAUUUUAACGAAUUUCAUCUUGUUGAUUCCACAACCAAAGAAUUUCCAUUGUGACCCAUUCACUAUACAGAUUGCAUCUUUAUUAGCAACCUAAUAAGGAUAUUGAGUUGGCCGAAUCGCAUAAUAUGACACCGUUAAUAUUGAUAUCUAGUCUAUGGUGAUUUCAACUGACCAGAGAAUUAGAGACAAAAAAUGAAUACAUCUUUUGAUUGGAGUAGGGAAUAGGAUUAAGGUUUAACCAGAAAAAAGCAAUCAAGCAAUCAUUUACUGUGGCAACUCAAGGAAAGCAAUCAACACAAAAGCUCACCAAAAAGGAAACAAGUAUCAUCCAUAUCACCCUUAAACAAUUGAAUUGUAUCUACGUUAAUACAUCAUUAGGUUAAAAACAAUCUACUUUUUAAUAAAAUCAAGUAUGGCUCAUCAUUACCACAGGAGACAGAUGAGACAAAUAGCCGAGGCUCAAGCUAAAGCCGGAGAAUCAGGAUCAUCCAGUGGUGCAACUGCUGGUGCAAGUGCCGAGGAACAACCAACCCAUCCUAAUAUAAACGAUGUUGUUCGCAUCGAGGACUGGAAUCCAAAUCAAAUUGUCUAUAGAAAGAUGGAAACUGUGAUCGAGAAAAUGCAAGAUGAACAAUUUGGAGUUCCCGUUAAAACCGUUAAAAGCUUCAUCUCCAAAAUCCCAAGCGUUUUUACUGGUAGUGAUUUGGUAACUUGGAUGAUGAAAAAUUUAGAUGUUGAUGAUCAAGUGGAAUGCUUACAUUUAGCCAAUUUAAUGGCUGCUCAUGGUUAUUUAUUUCCUAUUGAUGAUCAUGUUUUAACAGUGAAAAAUGAUUCAACCUAUUAUCGCUUUCAAACACCAUAUUUUUGGCCUUCCAAUUGUUGGGAGCCUGAAAAUACCGAUUACGCUGUUUACCUUUGUAAACGAACCAUGCAGAACAAGACUCGCCUUGAAUUGGCCGAUUAUGAAGCUGAAAAUCUUGCCCGAUUACAGAAGAUGUUUUCACGAAAAUGGGAAUUCAUAUUCAUGCAAGCCGAGGCUCAAGCAAAAGUUGACAAAAAGCGUGAUAAACUAGAGAGGAAAGUAUUGGAUUCCCAAGAAAGAGCGUUUUGGGAUGUUCAUAGGCCAGUGCCUGGAUGUGUAAAUACAACUGAAAUUGACAUUAAAAAAGCUUGUCGCAUGAAUAAACCUGUAAAAAGUAUAAAACACGUGACUUCAUCAUCUGGUGGUCGAUUAAGUCCAGUUAGUGAAAGUGCUAAAUUGGAGUUACAGAGGAAAGAAGUUGAUUAUCUUCGAAUACGUUUAGAGCAUCGAAUUGGUGGAGUUAAAUUGAGUAAAGUUGCUGAAACUUAUUGCACUUAUUUUGAUCAAUGGGCUGAAUAUGAUCCAUUUAUAACUCCUCCUGAACCAUCAAAUCCAUGGAUUAGUGAUUCAAGUGACUUCUGGGAACUGGAACGUCAAACGAAAGACGUUCCAUGUCGCCGAGUCCGUCGCUGGGCUUUCUCGUUGAAGGAGUUGUUAAGGGAUCCAGCUGGACGUGAACAGUUCAUGAAAUUUUUGGAGAAAGAGUUUUCAGCCGAGAAUUUAAAAUUCUGGGAUGCUGUACAAGAAUUAAAAUGUGUUCACUCAAAAGAUGUUGCAGCCAAAGUUCAAGACAUCUGGAAUGAAUAUCUUGGCACUGAGGCUAACUGUCCAAUCAAUAUUGAUUCCAAAUCAUACGAAACAAGCAAGAAAAAUAUGGAAAAUAAACCCAAAAGUCGCUAUAUUUUUGAUGAAGCUGCUGGCCAUGUUUACCUUUUAAUGAAAAACGAUAGUUAUCCAAGAUAUCUGCGAUCUGAAAUGUACAAAGAAUACCUUAGUGGGACAAAGAAAAAGACUUCUGUGAAAGGAAUUCGUGGUGUAAUAGCGUUCGGAGCCAAAAAAGUCGGAGAUCAGAUCGCUUUAACCGCUGCCAAUACCACAACCUCCCUAAACUAAGUCAACACUCCUCAUUUCCUAACCAUCAACAAUUGAAGCCUUCCAGAACAAUUAACAUGUUAAAAGACGAGAAAAUCAGAGAAAGCAAAAUCAAGUGUCUUUCUGUUUAAACAGAUAACAUAAUUUUGAUGAUGAUUCAUUCAUCUUUUUCAUCUUCCCUGCUAAUCUCCCAAACCUAGCCAAAUCAGCCGUUUAAGAUUCACAUGAAAGCAAAAAGCGCAGAGAAAGCAAAUACUCAAAUGUUAUUUCUUUCUCUCUUUCCAUCUCCAGCCUGAACAUUUCAUACUGAACCUCAUCUUAUUUUAAAACCAUUAGGAAUGAAUAGCAUCAUUUCAUUAUUCAUAAUCUUGUUUCCUUGGAAAAAAUGACGAUUACAGAAGAAAAUAUGAAAUGAAAGUCAGACUCAACUGAACACCAGAAAAUGAUUCAUCAAAACGCUCUCCAUGUUAUCUGUUAACCGCUUUUUGCUCUCUCCGAACUUGUACCCGAACUUGAACCCAACACCUCCCGCUUAUAAAAAACGCUAUUACAUGUUGAGGGAAAAAUGCUUUGCUCAAAAAGGUUCGAUUACUUGGCUUACCUUUUAUUCCUCCAACCAACUCCAAAAUCCUCACAAAAACACUGACACUGAACACUAAACACACUCAACCCAAACACAACCCAAAAAACCCAAAAACACUAUCCAUCAUCCAAACCCAAUUUUGCUAACCCUAAAAUUUGCUAUUUGUAUGUGCGUAUGCUUAGUUUCAAUGUAAAUAUGCCUUGGCUUUGUUAAUCUUUUCCUUUCCUUCUCAUUUUUCAUUUCCUUUUUUUGGAUUGAAUGUUUAAACCAAUAGUUGAAACUGACCCUAAAGCUGACCAUCAUCACUGUGGUCAUUAAGAUCUAGAGAUACAAUUAGCUUUUUCUGGCCAUCUUUUAAUCUCCUGCUGUGAAAGGUUUACACAAAUAAACACAUAAACCUUUCAUAUUUACUUUCGUUUGCAGUUGAAUGUUGAAAAUGUUUACAACUGUACAACAAUCAUCAUUUAUUAUCACGAUGAUUAAGGCUGAGUUAUUUCAAGAUUCACUACAAAUUAAAUUUUCACUCUUCCAUGUUUCACUUGGUUUAAACCAAUUCAAUCCUUUGAUUAAUUUUUCCUCUUAAGUUGUUUCUCCUUCAUUUAUCUGCUUCAACCCUUUGGGCAACUUCAACUUUUAAUUCAACAAAUGAAAUGCUCUUUUUUUACUUCUCACUUUUCAUCUAAUUGUUCAAUCAUUACCGUUGAUAGUAAAUCCACUGUUUUACAUUAAUAUCUUAUUUUAACUCGUUUCUAACAUUUAGAUUAAUGUAUUUAAAUAUAUCUUUUCAAUCAGUUUGAAAGGCAAAAAGUUCAUACCAAAAUUGGCCCAAAUUCAAUAUGAAUUGUCAUCAGAGGACGAAUUGGAUUGAAUUUGCCUUUUCAAAUGAUUGAUUAGUUAUCAAUAGUUUUGCACUUUCUAAUUUCAUUUUUGAUAAACUGAUUCAAUUUUCCUUCGCACAUUAAUCACACUUUAGAUCACUUUUCACACUCACAAUCACAAACGAUUCACACACAAUUUGAAAAGCCGUUUCAAUUCGAUCAGAUACAACUUUUCAAUAAAUUUUUAGGUUAAUCAUUACAUAAUAAACUUUAAUCAAGCAAUUAAAUAAGCAUUUGAUUAAAUACACAGAAAGGAAAAGAUUUACCUGAUCAAGGCUUACUUUGUGCACAUACACAUACACAAUCACAUCUCACACUCACAUCUUACAUUAAUUACACUAAUACCUGUUUCCAUGUUAAAUUACUGUUUAUUAAUUGUUGUCUCAUUUCUCUGUUUCUUCAUCAUUACAGCACAGUAACCGUUUCAUUCCCAAACUACCAAGUUUCAAUGUUUAAAAUCAUCCAAAACCAAACAAAUAUGGACUGUGAUCACAGCUGACCCUUUCAGUUACAACAAAAGUCAAAACCAGACCAAUUUAACCAGAGAUUUGGACAAAGCUGACAUUUCAAGAAUCAAAAUAUCAUCGUAAGACUAAAAACCAUUUUGAAGAGAAGCGCCGAAUAGAGCAGCUCAAUUGUUGCGAUACAAUUAUCUUGAUUGUCCAUUAAUCUGCCCAGUAAAUAUCAUUAUCAAUCAUCAGAUGAAAAAUGCUACAAAUUUUAGAGCCAUACUUUCAACUGAUUAAUGAGAAGCCCAAUAAUAAAACCAAAGCCAAUAAUAAUUGAAUAAUAAUUCCAAUAACGAGAAGCAAGUGUGCAAUUAACUAAUAACACCUCAACGUUCAUUGACUGUCCUCAUCCUCACCAAUAUCAUCAGCAGAAGCUGUAGUAAGAUUUAUUUUGCCAAUCAAAGACUCAACACGAUUAAACCUCAACCAAAAACUGUUAUUGACUAAUUGUGGACCACUGGUUAAUGAUCUUUUUUGCUUCAUUCAAAUAGUCACCUCCAUCAUCCUCAUCAUCAUCCGUGUUAUCCUCACUAUCUAUAUCAUUUCCUCAUUUUCCUCUUCUCGUCAUCUCUAUUUUAUCCAACAACACUCAUCUUCAUCUUAAGUUCAUCUUCAUCAUGGUAUUUCUUCGUCUCCUCCUGUUUGUAAAGUGUAAACUCAUGCCAAUUUCAACCUUUUUCAUCUCCCAAAUCAUCCUGAUGUAAUUGUAUUAUAAUCAGACUCAUUGACCUUAAGAUUUCAUCAAAUAGUUGACUACAUUUUCAUGAUGACAGUAAAAAGUAAAUGAGUCACAAAUAUAUAUUUAACGGAAAAGAUCUAAUUGAAUGGAUAACAAUGAAAAGACUCAAAACUGAACCCAAAAACUGAAAAUAACUCAAAAUAACCAGAUUGAAGUUUAGGUUAAAACAAAAAACAACAUAAAUGUGAGACUCAAUUGUUGAAAAGCCAAACGUCUCAAAAUAGUCGAUCUCUAAUAAUAAUAAAAGUAAUUUUAAUUUUGUUUUCCAAAUAACAA